AUGAAGUUUGGUACUGAAGUGCCCGGAUUAUCAUGUUGCUUGUACCGCAAAGACGAUUGGGUAUAUGAAGCAGCGUUUAUGGUCAACGUAUUACCACAUGAUUCGAUACGACUAUUUCUUCUUGAUGACGACGAUAUAUCGAAGUUAAAGUAA
Molecule: messenger RNA, 153 nt
Organism: Plasmopara halstedii
Lineage: Eukaryota; Oomycota; Peronosporomycetes; Peronosporales; Peronosporaceae
Exons: 2
Coding region: 1-153 (50 amino acids)
Source: RefSeq, a predicted model, not a curated record